AUGUUUUUACCAAGAUCUGUUAAAGUGAAGAGAACUGCUGAUGAAAAUACAAGUUGUACCGCUAAGAAAAACAAAUUGUCUUCUGGAGGAUCUUGGCUAGAGGAGACCACCGAGUUUAAGGACUGUAAGUCAUCUGGAACAGGAACUUCUGCUUCAAGAUGUAAUUUGAAUGAAGUUGUACAAGAACACACAGAAACUGUAGCUGAAGAUCUUAGCGUUGCUAGCACAACUUUGGGAAAGGACAACCAAAAUACCGAUGAAGGCAGCUCUUCAGAAGAACCCAUAAAAUCCUUCAGCAAAUCCCAGCGUUGGGCAGAACCUGGAGAACCUGUGUGUGUUGUGUGUGGACGCUAUGGAGAGUACAUCUGUGAUAAAACAGAUGAAGAUAUUUGUAGCUUGGAAUGUAAAGCCAAACACCUUCUACAAACUCAAGAAAAAGAGCUAAAAUCUGAUCAACUCGCAGCGGCAGAAUCUGAGGCAGAAACUCACCUGCUUAAUACACCUUAUUUCUACAAAGAUCAUUCCUUUAUUUUAGGCUUGCGAGACGAGCAGAUUGAGAACCUUAAAUUGCAGCUAGGUAUUGCUGUACAGGGACAGCAAGUUCCAAGACCUGUUGUAGAGUUUGAACACUGUGGUUUUCCUGAAACUUUAAAUCAUAAUUUGAAGAAUUCUGGCUAUGAAGUCCCAACUCCCAUCCAAAUGCAAAUGAUCCCUGUUGGACUAGUAGGGAGGGAUAUUGUGGCUAGUGCAGACACAGGUUCAGGAAAAACAGCAGCGUUUCUACUCCCUGUUAUUAUGAAGGUUUUGAACGAGACAGAAACUCCAUCUGCCCUUAUUUUGGCACCAACAAGGGAGUUGGCAAUUCAGAUAGAGAGACAAGCUAAAGAACUGAUGGCUGGUUUACCAAACAUGAGAACAGUUCUCCUGGUAGGAGGUUUACCACUGCCACCACAGCUUCACCGUCUCAAGCAAAGUGUUAAGGUUAUAAUAGCAACACCUGGAAGACUUCGGGAGAUUUUAAAGCAAAGUUCUGUUCGACUGCAUGGCAUAAAAAUUGUAGUGGUGGAUGAAGUGGAUACCAUGUUAAAAAUGGGUUUCCAGCAGCAAGUGUUGGAUAUUUUGGAAGACAUCUCUCAUGAACAUCAAACCAUACUGGUGUCAGCCACAAUUCCAGUGGGCAUUGAGCACUUAGCAAAUCAACUUCUGCAUGAUUUUGUAAGAAUAACAGUUGGAGAAAAGAACCUGCCAUGUUCCCAUGUCCGCCAAAUUAUCUUGUGGGUAGAAGAGCCAUCUAAAAAGAAAAAGCUGUUUGAAAUACUGAAUGAUAAGAAACUCUUCAAGCCUCCAGUGUUGGUCUUUGUGGACUGUAAGCUAGGAGCAGAUCUGUUGAGUGAUGCUGUUCAUAAGAUUACAGGAUUGCAAUGUACAGCUAUGCAUUCUGAAAAGUCUCAGGGGGAAAGAACAGAAAUACUACAGGGGUUACUUCAAGAGAAGUAUGAAGUUAUAGUAAGUACUGGAGUCCUUGGACGAGGGCUUGACCUUGUCAAUGUUGAACUAGUAGUAAAUUUCGAUAUGCCUUCAAGUAUGGAUGAAUAUGUACAUCAGGUUGGAAGAGCAGGGAGAUUGGGUCACAGUGGAACUGCAAUUACUUUUAUCAAUAACAACAGCAAGAAGCUCUUUUGGGAUGUUGUGAAGAGAGUAAAACCAACAGGCACCAUUCUUCCCCCACAGCUGCUUAAUUCCCCUUAUCUUCAUGACCAAAAGAGAAGGGAACAACAGAGACUUAAACAUUUACAGAAUAGCCUUGUAACGGGAGAUAAUAUUAUGGACAUUAUUAAAAAGCACGACAAAAAUAAUUCUCAGAGGUAAUGUAUAGUUAUGUAAUUAUAAUGAAAAUGUGAUUAAAAAGAAACAUGGAAUUCUGAUGCCUUGCAAAUUAUCUUUUUCUAAAAAAAAGUUUAAAUUUUAAGUUUGUAAAGGAGUCUCAUUUUUAUCUUGUCUUUAUUUUGAAAUGCAGACUAUUGUGUGUUUGAAGUACAGUCGUGCCUUGUACAAAUACUGUAUGUAAAACCCUU
This is a messenger RNA of Chaetura pelagica (chimney swift), 2075 nucleotides long. It is a transcript of the gene DDX59, whose product is annotated as DEAD (Asp-Glu-Ala-Asp) box polypeptide 59. Lineage: Eukaryota; Metazoa; Chordata; Aves; Apodiformes; Apodidae. The coding region runs from base 1 to 1869 and encodes 622 amino acids. The transcript has 7 exons. The record is from RefSeq and is a predicted model, not a curated record. Gene Ontology annotation, molecular function: nucleic acid binding; ATP binding; RNA helicase activity.